AUGCGAAGAACAGUCGACCAGUGUCCUGCUGGCAUUGUCUUAGCACCAUCAGGGUGCCCAUUGACUGAUCUCGAGUACGCCGACGAUGUUGUUAUAUUCGCGGAAAGCAGUACGAAACUUCAACAUGUUGUCAACCUUGUAUCGCAGCAGGCUGCAGCCUAUGGAUUUCAUCUACGCCAUGAUAAAUGCAAGCAGAUGUGGAUCUUUUCGAGACCUCGAACGGGAAUCAGGGUGAACGGACAACCGGUAGAACUCGUCGAUGAGUUCUGUUACCUGGGCUGUACGCUGAAGAACAACUGCAGCUACGAGGAAGAUGUUCAGCAAAGAUGCGCCAAGGCUACUUCUCCAUUUAACUCCUUAACGAAAUGCCUGUGGUCGACCCCCAUCACCAACGAAGUCAACGAAGCUGCGAGUCUACCCAUCCAAAGUUCGCCCCAUCAUGAUGUGCGGAUCGGAGACUUGGGCAGCACCAUCAACGGUUAUGGAGACGCUUGA
Molecule: messenger RNA, 495 nt
Organism: Necator americanus (New World hookworm)
Lineage: Eukaryota; Metazoa; Nematoda; Chromadorea; Rhabditida; Ancylostomatidae
Exons: 1
Coding region: 1-495 (164 amino acids)
Source: RefSeq, a predicted model, not a curated record